GUUUACAAAAUUUAUUAAGAUGACUGAUGGAUACAGAUUGAUGACCACUGAUCAAAAUUUCAUUCAGACAAAUAAAAUGGAAGGACGAACGCAAAUCAGACAGUCACCUGUUGUAGUAGGUCCAUGGUAGGACGAACGCAAAUCAUAUUAAUGUUCUUGGGAAAUGAACCAAACCUUCCCCUUUACAUAUCAAACAUCGAUUUACGCACGAUACACCACAUAAGAUCAUGUCGGUGCUGACCAACUUUGGUCCACAUCAUCAGGCAGUCACCUUGACUUUGACCUGGUGAUCUGGGGUGGUCAUUGUUUGGUUGAUCUUCACCGUUGAAGGGUGCAUCCUAAGACUCUCCUCUCUGUCCUGCUGAUAAAGAAUUAUAUCAUGGUUGUCAAGGUGUAUGUCGACAUGCUCUCGCAGCCUUGCAGGGCUCUCAUCCUUUUUCUCAAGAACACCAAGAUCCCGUUUGAAGUGGUAACUAUCAGCCUCCGAAAUGGUGACCAGAAAAAAGACGAGUAUACCAAGGUGACACCUCUAAACACUGUCCCAGCCAUACAAGAUGGUGACUUUUGCUUGGGAGAAACGGUGGCGAUUAUUCGGUACUUAUCAGCAAGGUAUCCAGACCGGGUUCCUGACCACUGGUAUCCAAAAGACUUGAAGAAAAGGAGCAGAGUUGAUGAAUACAUGGCAUUUCAUCAUACCGGAACAAGAGGAGGUUGCUGUGGGGUCUUCAUUAAUGAGAUCAUAUUUCCAUUGUUUAAUGGAGGUAAACAAGUGCCUGAAGAAAAGGCGAAGAAGGACCUUGAAAACAUGGCAAAACAACUUGAUAAACUAGAGAGAGCGUUCCUAAAGAAUAACAACUGGUUGGCUGGUAAUGACAUCUCUGUUGCCGAUUUACUGGCCGUUUCCGAGAUGAUGCAGAAUACUGUCAGUGGGCGCGAUGUGACAGAAGGGCGCCCUCAACUGAAAGCCUUUGUUGACCGUGUGAAGAAUCGUUUAGGCCCAACCUUUGAUGAGGUGUUUGCAGCCAUGUAUGGAUGGCGAGAGAGCUUCAAAAAAUAGAAAUAUUGCAUACGAUAACACAACUCCGGAGGACCAAUAAUGUUCGUCGUUGAUUUUUAAUGAAAUUUUCAGCGUUAUGCUAGUGUGAUUUUUCUCUAUUUAUUCAAAUCAACAUGUCGAGGCUUACCUGAUGCUGUUGAGACCACUGCUAGAGUAUGCAGCAGCAGCUAAAUUGGGACCCUUCUACCAAGUAAAAUAUCCAAUCAUUUGAAAGGGUUCAACGACAAGCCGACCGGUAACUAUCGUAGGGAGGAGCUAGGGCUCUGUCACUAAAGCACUUAGUAAUCUUGGCUGGGAAUCUCUCCAGACAAGAAGAAGAAACCAUAGACUUUGUAUGCUAUACAAGAUGAACAACGGUCUUGUCAAUAUCAAGAUAAAUGAGUUUGUCUGACAGAACACAAGACAAACAAGGGGGAUUCCUUCCCAAGAUUCCUUCUUUGUAAACACGAUAAAGGACUGCAAUAAACUCCCCUCCUCGAUUGUUAAAUGCCCUUCCCUGAAGACAUUUAAAUUAACAUUAAAACAACUUCAAUAAAAGUCAUUCCACACACGGUGCGCUACUCUCUUCACUAACUUAGCGUGUAUGUGUCUCUUAACAAUAUUUUGCCGACUCAACUAUUCAGAUCCAGAUUCAGAAAUAAAAACAUAUCACUGAAACUUUGAAAAAAAAGAAUGAAUAAGUAUGAGAGGAUAUUCGAGCAUUUGAAAUUUAAGAUCGCUGAAAGGAGAUCCUCCGAUUGAUAAUGCAACCAAGACUGAGAACAUGCAGUAUACAUUAACACUUCGAAACUGACUAUACAUUUUUACAUUUCUAUGCAGGUUCCUUCACAACUUUUAACUUCAAAUCACUGUAUUAUUUAAUUCAGAUGAAGGAUAAUGCAAUGUCUGAUUUACAUCAUGUUGAGUCUUCUGAUAUAAUAAUAUUUUUUAAGCAUGUAUACUUGUGAAAUAUGCAGAAUAAAGUUUAAUUCAAAUGUAUCAUUUUAACUUGAAAUGUCGCUAAUUUCACCGUAUAUCGCGCUUCCUCUUUAUAAUAGGGCAUAUUUGACUUUUCUAUCUUAUCUGUUAUCACAUUUUACUGUUUAUAUUUUUCGGGGGUAUUUUCUUUCCACGAUAAAUUAACUUGUGACAUCACACAGCUAGGUAUCUCCAAUGUUAUUAGCAUUCUCGAUAUUUUCGAAUAUUUAUCUUGCUUCUGUUUCACCAGUUUUCUCCAAUUUUCAUUGAUCUUGUACUUUAAACUUGGGUAACAUCCAAGGAUUUCAUUCUAUAGACACAUGAUGUCGAUCAGAGAAAAAAAACCCAGUAGAAUCGUAAUAAAUCACGGCUGAACACAUCCACAUUUUGCUUAAGGUGAGAAAUGAUGAACACAUUCAAAGAUCACGAGCGAGAUUUAUCUAGGUUGAGAAAUGAGAACCCCUACCGCACAAUCGGUUUUUUUUUUGUUUCCUUGAAGAUAAAGCAGUCCAAAAUGAGUAAGAAUGAAGGACGGAAUACUAAGAAGGAGGUUUUGCACUAUAACAGUACAAAUAUCUAUAUUUUAAUCUAAAAAAAAAAACAAUUUGGAAUCACCUUUAUACAUGUGCCCUCCCAUGUAUUCAGAAUGCAAGCUUGAUCAGUACCACUAACACAAUCGAGGACUCGUUUGAGGAGGUCACAGAUUAUCCCCCAGUGGCGUACGUAAUGAGCCAAAAAAUUUGAGGGGGAGUAGGCGUAUCGGGCAAAAUUGAUAACAAGCUGCGAGCGAACCAAGUGU
Molecule: messenger RNA, 2813 nt
Organism: Lytechinus pictus (painted urchin)
Lineage: Eukaryota; Metazoa; Echinodermata; Echinoidea; Temnopleuroida; Toxopneustidae
Product: glutathione S-transferase theta-1-like
Exons: 5
Coding region: 380-1057 (225 amino acids)
Biological process (GO): glutathione metabolic process
Cellular component (GO): cytoplasm
Molecular function (GO): glutathione transferase activity
Source: RefSeq, a predicted model, not a curated record